Messenger RNA from Ascochyta rabiei, 888 nucleotides. RefSeq lists its product as uncharacterized. NCBI's taxonomy places the organism in Eukaryota, Fungi, Ascomycota, Dothideomycetes, Pleosporales, Didymellaceae. The coding region runs from base 1 to 888 and encodes 295 amino acids. The transcript has 2 exons. The record is from RefSeq and is a predicted model, not a curated record.
AUGUCGCCCUCGAAACCAAAGCCGUCAGAAAUAGCAGCAGAAGCGAAGCGAGUCUGGAUGCCUUACAUCUGGAAAAACUACAUCAAGGACUCGAAAACUUCAUAUCUCUACCCGGAUGCCACACACAUAAGAGCAAGUUCCGAAGGGCGGUCGACACAACGGACAAGGGUAGCGGUCAUGGAGGGGGACCCAGUAAACUACGCUUUAGGCUGGUACCAGAGCGCAGCAAGUUCAAUUUGCAAGAAGAUUCCUGUCGUCAACGUUGCAAACGAGAAGCGCGCGGGAGGCGACUGGGAGUCUGGGCUCAUUGCGCCGGAAGAGUGCUUUGCGCGGAGAAGCAACCUCGUACACGCUCUCACCAUGCCGUGGAACGCGCAGCUGGGAAAAGAGGAGAACUUCUACCCGAUACCACAGAGAGGAGGCAUAUACUCGCCAGAGGUUUUCGUCUUCAGAGGCGGCGCAGACCAAGACUACGCUCCCUUCUCCGAGAUCCAAUCCCUGCCCGUAAUAUCCGUUGCGCCGGUGCGCCGCCCUAAACUUGACGAAUCUGGCACAAAGUACUCGUUCAGCCAAGAGCGCGAGCUCAUGUGCGAGAAGAUGCGCGCCGUGCUUCGCAUUGCCUCGUACUGCGGGCACCGCAACCUCGUGCUGGGCGGCUUCGGUCUGGGUCCCAUAUUCCGCAACCCAGCGACCGAGGUGGCGCGCAUGUGGCGGAAGCUGCUGUUCGAGGACGACGAGUUCUACGGCGUGUUCCAGGACAUUGUCUUUGCGAUUGACAGCACGCUUGUGGGCCCGCCGGGCAAAGGAUGCGCGAGCGAUUUGGACGUCUUCAGACGCGAAUUCGACCCGAGUAGUAUCUUCCCUGUGCGCUUUCAGGCGCGCGUCUGA